Sceloporus undulatus (fence lizard) is the source of this 2024-nucleotide messenger RNA. RefSeq names its product ankyrin repeat and MYND domain containing 2 (gene ANKMY2). The record is from RefSeq and is a predicted model, not a curated record. The coding region runs from base 235 to 1611 and encodes 458 amino acids. Lineage: Eukaryota; Metazoa; Chordata; Lepidosauria; Squamata; Phrynosomatidae. The transcript has 10 exons. Gene Ontology annotation, molecular function: protein binding.
GAGAGGAGGGUCCAAGCAAGGAGGCGAAGGAAACAGCUUGGUUCUAAUGUGGGGGAAGGAGGUUGGAGCAGGCAGGGGCUUCCCUGGCUCCAAGCAGGCCCCUCGUUGAAGGAAGAAGAAGAGCUCCAUUUGGGGGUUGUUAUUAGGAAGGGAGGCAAGGCCUGGCUGGGAAAGGGAGGGAGGAGAGGAAGAGGAGAGAGGAAGCCUGCCUGCCUGCCUGCCUGCCAGCCAGCCAUGGCUCCGCCAAGGAAAGGGGACCUGAGCCAGGAAGAGCGCCAAUUGCUGGAAGGCAUUGGCCAAGGAAACACUGAAGAAGCUGCAAGGCUACUGGGCAGCAAGAAUGUCCAUGUGAAUUGUUUGGAUGAGCAUGGCAUGACUCCUCUUAUGCAUGCAGCAUACAAGGGGAAAGUUGAUGUGUGCAAACUGCUGUUGCGACACGGGGCUGAUGUAAACUGCAAUGAACAUGAACAUGGAUAUACUGCCCUGAUGUUUGCUGGACUUUCUGGCAACAAAGAAAUCACCUGGAUGAUGCUAGAGGCUGGAGCAGAGACAGAUGUGGUGAAUUCUGUGGGGAGGACAGCAGCUCAGAUGGCUGCCUUUGUGGGUCAGCAUGACUGUGUAACAGUUAUCAACAAUUUCUUCCCUCGGGAAAGGCUAGACUACUAUACAAAACCACAAGGACUAGACAAAGAACCUAAAUUGCCUGUAAAGUUAGCUGGACCUCUGCAUAAGAUCAUUACAACUACCAAUUUGCAUCCUGUUAAGAUUGUGUUGCUAGUGAAAGAAAAUCCACUUCUGGCAGAAAUUGAAGCGAUGCAGAAAUGCUACAAAGUUUUGGAUCUGAUCUGUGAGAAAUGCAUGAAGCAGAGAGAUAUGAAUGAAGUACUGGCAAUGAAAAUGCACUAUCUUAGCAGCAUUUUGCAGAAGUGCAUCUACUUUCUUAAGGAACGAGAGGAUAAAUUGGAUGGAUUAAUUAAAAGUUUACUAAAAGGCAGAGAUAAAGAUGGCUUUCCAGUGUAUCAAGAGAAGCUCAUCAGGGAAUGCAUUCGAAAAUUUCCUUACUGUGAAGCUACUUUGCUCCAGCAGCUUGUGAGAAGCAUUGCUCCAGUUGAAAUUGGAUGUGAUCCUACAGCUUUUUCUGUCCUUACACAAGCCAUAACUGGACAAGUGGGCUUCAUGGAGACUGAGUUUUGCACAACGUGUGGGGAGAAAGGUGCAGCCAAAAGAUGUUCAGUAUGCAAAAUGGUGAUCUACUGUGAUCAGAACUGUCAAAAAUUGCACUGGUUUACACACAAGAAAGUGUGCAAGAUGCUAAAAGAGGCCUAUGAGAAGCAGGAGCUGGAAGCUGCCAAAGAAAAAAGGGAACAAGAAAAAAAGCAAAAGAAAGAGGCAGCUCAAGCAGCAGAAUCAGCUUUAACAAGUGAAGAACAGUUGGUAUCUGAAUCUGGGGAUGAUAAGGAAGUAGAACUAAAAUGUGGAGAAGACAGAACUGAACAGACAAUUCCUAGCAAGGAAUCAUCUUUACCCUCUCCUCAAGAUGAUAACUUCUUUGAAGGGGAGACUAAUUUAGAAGAUGUUGCUAUUGAAAAAGCACAAGAAACAGAGGAGUAAAUGAUGCUUUUUGGAGAUGUCCUGUAGACCAGUUUUAUGAAAUAUACAAUCCAUGAGUUGUAGUGUAAUGCUCACUGCAAAAUAUUUUAUGACUCAGCAUAUGUCAACUUGUUUGUCCAUUGCAGCUGUGUCAUGCCAAUCUAGACUGUGAAGACAAGCACUUAACCAUCUGGUUAAAAUUAUAAUAGUGUACCCAUCUGUGUUUGCACCUGUGAAACCAAAAAAUCUGUUGGGAAAAAAACCCCUUGAAAACAAAUUGAAAAGUGCUAUAUUAAAUCAAAGUAAUGUAACCAUGUACAUAUGCUGCAACUGCUGAAGGUAUAAAAAAAAGUGCUGGAUUAUUAACUAGAUACUGAGAAUGAAUUCUUGCUAUGUGUCUGUCUCCAUUAAAGAGUGCUGCUAAUCCAUGUUCA